UUUGAAAAGAUGUAUCUACUUCAAUAUAUAAGCAUAAAAUGGAUUCAAUAAAGAGCAAUGAGGAUGUUUCAAAUGUUGAUGUGAUUAGUGCAAAGGAUUUGCUCUCUUCAGGUCACACUUAUUUAGAUGUGAGGACAGUUGAAGAGUAUAAUAGAGGACAUAUUGAUAAAGCCAUAAAUAUUCCUUACAUGUUUCUCAAUGAACAAGGAAGGGUGAAAAAUCCAGAUUUUCUUGAGCAAGUCUCUUCAGUGUGCCAAAAGGAGGAUCAUCUGAUUGUGGGAUGCAACAGUGGAGGGAGAGGACUUCGAUCAUGUGUCGAUCUCCUUAAUGCGGGGUACAAGGAUGUAAGAAACUUGGAAGGAGGAUACUCAGCAUGGGUAGAUAAUGAGUUUAAAGGAGAUGAAGCUGCUCAACAGUUCAAAACUGCCUGCAAAUUUCGUCCAUGAUUGCUUCAACAUUCACAAGAAUUAUUUUCUAUGCUUUUUAUAAGUGUUCACAUAUAAUGGGGAAAAAAUUGGCAUUUCAAAUAAUCAUGUAAAAUUUAUGUUACAUUUUGAUUUUCAAGUUGUUGUGUGCAUGAGAGGAUUUUCUCGAGAUCUAUCUAGUAUUUUUAUCUCUGCUGAAAUUUA
Molecule: messenger RNA, 629 nt
Organism: Solanum verrucosum
Lineage: Eukaryota; Viridiplantae; Streptophyta; Magnoliopsida; Solanales; Solanaceae
Product: protein HIGH ARSENIC CONTENT 1, mitochondrial
Exons: 6
Coding region: 39-446 (135 amino acids)
Molecular function (GO): catalytic activity
Source: RefSeq, a predicted model, not a curated record